UGGUCCCAACAGGGUUCUUAACCCCAACCAUGCUUCUCCUAGAUGCCGGGACCCACAUUCCUCACAGUGUCCUGCUAUUGAUCCUGCUUCUGGGACUUAAAGGAGCAGCUAUGAGAGAGAUGAAGGUCAUCCAGUGUUAUAAAUCAGUUUCUGUUGAUGCUGGAGGGUCAGUCACUCUGAACUGCACAGUGACAUCCCUGUUCCCUGUGGGGCCCAUCAGGUGGUUCAGAGGCGUAGGACAAAGUCGACAGUUGAUAUAUAGUUCCUCAGGAGAACAUUUCCCCCGAAUAACAAAUGCUUCAGAUUUUACAAAGAGAAACAACAUAGACUUUUCCAUCCGUAUCAGUAAUGUCAUUCCUGCUGACAUGGGUACCUACUACUGUGUGAAGUUCCAGAGAGGAUCAUCAGAGCCUGACAUUGAGAUUCAGUCUGGAGGUGGCACUGAGUUGUUAGUACUUGCUAAACCAUCUUCACCUGUGGUCUCGGGUCCUACAGCCAGAACUGUCCCUCAGCAGACAGUGAACUUUACAUGCAGAUCCCAUGGAUUCUUUCCGCGGAACCUCACACUGAAGUGGUUCAAAAAUGGAAAUGAGAUCUCUCACUUGGAAACUUCUGUGGAAUCUGAGGAAACAAGUGUCUCCUAUAGAGUUUCCAGCACAGUCCAGGUGGUGUUGGGACCUAGGGAUGUCCGCUCUCAGAUCAUCUGUGAAGUGGCCCAUGUCACUUUAGGUCAAGACCCUCUCAGAGGGAUUGCUCACUUCUCUGACAUCAUUCAAGUUCCACCCACCCUGGAGAUCAGCCAGCGGCCAACAAUGGUAUGGAAUUUGAUAAAUGUCACCUGCCAAAUACAGAAGUUCUAUCCUCGAAGGUUUCAGGUGACCUGGUUAGAGAAUGGAAAUAUAUCCCGGAGAGAAGUACCUUUUACACAUAUAGUAAACAAGGAUGGAACUUACAACUGGACCAGCUGGCUGUUGGUGAACAUAUCUGCCCUUGAGGAGGACAUGGUAGUGACAUGCCAGGUUGAGCAUAAUGGACAGGCAGAAGUCAUUGAAACCUAUACUGUGGUGGUCACUGAACAUCAGAGAGUGCAAGGUACUGUUACCAUGUCUGAAUUUGUCAAAGGAUUUUAUUGA
Mus pahari (shrew mouse) is the source of this 1133-nucleotide messenger RNA. Its product is annotated as signal-regulatory protein beta-1-like. Gene Ontology annotation, cellular component: plasma membrane. Lineage: Eukaryota; Metazoa; Chordata; Mammalia; Rodentia; Muridae. The record is from RefSeq and is a predicted model, not a curated record. Gene Ontology annotation, biological process: positive regulation of T cell activation; positive regulation of phagocytosis. The coding region runs from base 30 to 1133 and encodes 367 amino acids. The transcript has 5 exons.